CCUGCUAUUUUUCCCGCAAUAAACAACCGUGUGAAACUGUUAGCUUAGCAGUACACGGGGAGCUUUGGACGAUUAACAACGAAAAUGCCCAAACGAACCUAUCCAUUUCCAGAAUCUUUCUCCUCCCAGUACAAAAUACACAUCGGACAGCGGGAGAUAAACAAUUACAGUGUAUUUGGAAAUAAGUACCGACAAGAUGUAUACGAAAGUACAAAAAACUUGCUAUUUAACGGGGCGAAAGCUGUAGUGGGCAAAAUAUGGAGUGGAGAGAAGUGCGCAGAUUCACAGCCAAACGGAAAAAUAUCUCCAUGCAGUCAAACGCUUCUGAGAGGACAGACACUAAUUGGACACGACGGGAAACUCACAAGAACAAAUGCUGUACAGGGUGCAGCGACAGCUCCCACAGGCUGCUGUGUUUGUCACAGAAACCAGGGCUCCAGGACGCUGUGCUCCCAGUGUGACAGACUUGCUUGUUCAUCUUGUACCCGACAAUGUUCCAGCUGCUGCAGCCUCUGCUGCUCCGUCUGCACCAUCACAGAUUACAGUGGACCAUACGAUGAAGUACUUUGCUGCAGCUGUUCAACAUAAGAGAACCAACAGGCCUGAUCAGGAUUGUGUACCUAAUCAUAGGCUGUAAACCCCAUGAAAUUACAGUUUAUGCUUAUUUUUUUAUUUUAAAUGUCCUCCUGUAUAUAUGUAUCAUUCUUUUUUUUUGAACUGAAAUAAACUUGAAUGUUUUUUAUAGUCACUUUCAUAUUUGUAUUGUGAUAUUUCAUAUUGAAUUAAAGAUAAUGUAUCCUA
Molecule: messenger RNA, 801 nt
Organism: Cyprinodon variegatus (sheepshead minnow)
Lineage: Eukaryota; Metazoa; Chordata; Actinopteri; Cyprinodontiformes; Cyprinodontidae
Gene: siva1
Product: SIVA1, apoptosis-inducing factor
Exons: 4
Coding region: 85-588 (167 amino acids)
Biological process (GO): extrinsic apoptotic signaling pathway
Molecular function (GO): CD27 receptor binding
Source: RefSeq, a predicted model, not a curated record